UGUACGUUUACAUUUAUAUAAUAUGUACAGAUUACAAUAAUACUAUAGUAUUAAAACAUUUAUUGUGUCUAUCGAGAAAUUCGAAUACAUCUUGCAUACGAAGACCUAAAUGCCUGGUGUUAUAUUAAAUUGUUAUAGUAAGGUAAAUAGGUAUAUGUUAACAUUAAAAUCAUAUUUUAAUAGAUUUGAAGUGAAACGAACGAAUGUGUCAAACGUUUAUAUUUUAUACAGAAAUCAUUGAGGUUGAAUUAGAGAAAUGGCAGAAGCAGAAGCUCCAAGUGAGGAGAAUAAUGGCGUCGUUAGUCUUGUUAAUUAUAAACAAGUUGCAAAUGCAACGUUUGGACAGACGCAAAAUGAAAAUAUACUUAAAGAACUAUUAAAGGUUGAGAACAGUAAUGAAUCUUUAACGAUGCUCAAGAACUGUACACAAGUUCAAGUUGGACCAAAAUUUGAAAUUCAUACCGAAGAAUUGAAAAAAAGUUUACUAAAGAAAGAAGAUGAAGAAAGGAAUGAAAUAUUGAAGAGUUUCCACCAAAUGUUGAAAAACAAAUACAAGACAUACUUUUCCUACAUGAGGUCUUUUUUGUGGGAAGGCAAAAGGAACGAUUUUCCAUUAAAGGAUUAUUUCGAAGAACUGACUGUAAAUAAGGCAGAUUUAUUUGGGAAGAAAAGAGGAGAAAAGAUAAGUCUGAAUGAGAUAUUUUCCAUACAACAAGACGGACAUCAAACUAUUUUAUUUACAGGGGAUCCCGGUUAUGGCAAAUCAACUCUGUGCAAGAAAAUUGUGUACGAUUGGGCAAUCACGAAUUAUCUCAAACAUUUUGAUUUAACUUUUAUUGUAAUUUUAAGAGAAUUAGGUAAUAAAAGCGUGAAGGAUGCAUUACUCGAUGACAUACACGAAUACUCGCCAACUAAUAAGGAUUGGAAUCUACAGGACAUGCAGCUGAAUAUCUUGGUGUUUUUGGAUGGUUUCGACGAGAUUGUAGAUAAAUCUAAAAUUAUAAGAUUUAUAAGACAGGAAUCUUUUUAUAUUUCUCGUCGAAUGACGAUUGUGGUUACCAGUCGACCUCAAGCCGCAGAAGACAUCAGAGAAGACAUGAACAUGAGGUUUUCCAUAGAAGGGUUUUCUCCAGAAUAUCAAAAGAAAUAUAUUAAAUCAAUAUUUAGAGAAGAGGAGAGAAAAGCAAACGAACUGUUUUCUAAACUGUAUAAAGACGACUUUUAUGCAAAAUUAUCGAAAUGUCCUCUGAUGCUGCACAUGCUGUGUUGCCUUCAUCAGAGCGAACAAAUGAAAAAACUUGAUACGAUGACAGAUUUAUACAUUCGAGUAUUCUCUUUGAUAACUGAACGUUAUGUUAGAAAAACAAAUCAGAACGGUAAGUUUGAAAGAGGAAAAUAUUUUCUUGGAGAAAAUUUGCUACUGAAAUUAGGAGAAUUACAUAUAAUUUCUGUCAUGAUGGGGUUGACAGUAGGAUAG
Molecule: messenger RNA, 1477 nt
Organism: Centruroides sculpturatus (bark scorpion)
Lineage: Eukaryota; Metazoa; Arthropoda; Arachnida; Scorpiones; Buthidae
Product: NACHT, LRR and PYD domains-containing protein 10-like
Exons: 4
Coding region: 257-1477 (406 amino acids)
Source: RefSeq, a predicted model, not a curated record